Messenger RNA from Radiomyces spectabilis, 993 nucleotides. RefSeq lists its product as uncharacterized. The coding region runs from base 1 to 993 and encodes 330 amino acids. Lineage: Eukaryota; Fungi; Mucoromycota; Mucoromycetes; Mucorales; Radiomycetaceae. The record is from RefSeq and is a predicted model, not a curated record. The transcript has a single exon.
AUGACAGCUUCUCCAGAGGGUGCAGCUUCGUCGCCAUUCUUUGCGCGAAAAUCAGGUCGAUUCCCUUCCAGCGUGCGCAUUCCACGAUCAAAAAGAGCCAUGUCGAUGCGCACGUCAAUGAGUCAACCGCAGUUGGGCCACGAAUCAAAAUCAUCCAUUGCUUCCGCAUCCAUUGCCUUAUCGGACGAGAAAGAAGAGGUGAUAAAAAUCGGUCAACGCUGGGAAACAUACUUUGAACCUCGUUUUUCUUUUGGAUCCCAAGCGGCAUUGCAAGCGAAACAACCCCUGGAACAACCGGUGAUUCAUAAACAGGAGAACGAACGGGAUCCGGAACCAGAGGCGUUAUCGUUGAUCAUGUCCUCGGCUCCUACACCGACCCUUCCACCGAUUGAUCAGCUAAAGUUAUUAAUGCCAACCCAAGUAGACGCCCAGGUGGAAAUUCUACCUUGUCCUUCGCGGGCAUUCUUAUCCAAUAACAUGCAGCAGCGUGAUCAUCAGCAAAAGUGGCGCGAGCGCAUGGAUCUUUUACAUACCAUCCACAACCAAGGGUUUCGCGAAGCCAACGACGCCACUUUGUGGAUUCCCAAAGCCGCCGCUUGGCAAUCGCUGAAAGCCAAAGCGGAGCAAAUCAAGCGCGACGCCAAAAACCCGUUUUAUCAUCCUCCCGAGGAACCUGACGACGCCGCAUCAUUGGCGGAAAAUGGCGAGAAGAAGCAAAGCACUUGUCGGCGCUCUUUCCACUACUUUGUGUGGGGCUUCCUUUUCCCACCGCUUUGGGUAGCAGGAGCGCUGUAUGUGUCACCCCACAUACGAACAUCGACCAAUUGGUUAAUAGACCAACAGUGGAAACGGAGAUCACGUAAUGCGUUUGCUUGUUUUUUAGUCGUGGUUGCCAUGAUCAUGGUCUUCAUCUUGGCUCUCAAACCCAGUGCGUUAGGCUGGCGCACGAGCAAUAUUGAAGGAUUCGAAGACCAAGUAUUGCAGGUGACAUGA